AUGGGUAUACUCUGUGGCGAUUAUGAAAUUUAUCGUGGCGAAUCCGCAGAUAUACUGGCUGAACCCCAGUGCGUAUUGGAGAUAAAUGCAGUGUUCGUGCAUGCUCAACCACUUUCAAAUGGGCAUGCCUUCCUCAAACGACUGGGGCGUCACUUCCAAGUAACAUCCCGACUCUCAUGCUGUCAAUCCAUCUUCACACCAUCCUCCACAUCAUCUUCAACGACGGUCUACGUCGGCAAUUCAGACAUCAACAAGCACGAGUAUUUUCCAUCACGGCGAAACAUGUUUUUCAACAUUCACAUCGGCGCUCUCCAACUCUUCUUGGCAGGACUCUUCUCCAUGUCCAGUGCUUGCCCCGAGGAGCCAGGACUUAAGAUCAUCUCCGACGAAGGCAACUUCAAGAUAAAACAAAGCCUCCGUCGUACCCCGGAUGUAUGCAGAUUUCUCGUACUCCGCGAUGUUUGCUACUCGUGUAUACCCUUGUGCAACGGCGAGGAAGCCUGCGUUGGGGUCGACAGAGUAAAUAUUGGAGAGGAACGGAAAAGGAUAGAAAGUGACAAGAACCGCGAUCAUGAGCGUUGUGGAUUCAUCACAAAAGAUGACAUUGGUCAUAUCAAGAACKCGACAGAUUUCUUGGUCAAGGAAGAGGGUUGGAUGAAGUCAUUGAGCUCUGGCAAUUGGACCGCCUCCUUUCUGUUUUUUACGACCGCGUUUGCGAGUCGGGACAUCGAAACCUUCAAAGAUUUCGUGGAUGGCUUCGCCGGCGAUGGCAAUCAGCCUGUACGACAGCUCUACUGGUCUCGUGGUCGCAACAUGAUGCUUCAAGUCAAGAAGGAAGGCUGCCAUCUCCAAGGCACGUACUGA
This is a messenger RNA of Ramularia collo-cygni, 864 nucleotides long. RefSeq lists its product as uncharacterized. Lineage: Eukaryota; Fungi; Ascomycota; Dothideomycetes; Mycosphaerellales; Mycosphaerellaceae. Bases 1 to 864 code for a protein of 287 amino acids. The transcript has 2 exons. The record is from RefSeq and is a predicted model, not a curated record.